AUGGAAGAAGACCUGGACGAUGUUCCAUGUACAUCCCUCGCCGUCGAGUCUAUCCUUCGAGUCGGAACGGCCGGUGCAAUUUGGGGUUUGUGUACUGGUCCCUACGACGCUCGUACACAGGGUCUUAAAGGCAUUGCCCGAGCUAAGUUUGUGGCAAACUCGGUUCGCGUAUUUGGCACUCAAUGUGGACUUGUAGCAGGAGUUUUCAGCAUUACCCGCUGCGGCGUUCAGAAAUACAGGAGGCGCAAUGAUUGGGUUAAUGGUUUGAUUGGGGGAGCUGCAGCAGGUGCAGCUGUUGCUGCUAGGACACGAAGUUGGCCGCAAGUGAUUGGGAUGGCCGGUUUGGUUUCUGUUUUCUGUGCUGCAGCUGACUAUUCUAGAACAUAA
Molecule: messenger RNA, 387 nt
Organism: Vicia faba (fava bean)
Lineage: Eukaryota; Viridiplantae; Streptophyta; Magnoliopsida; Fabales; Fabaceae
Source: the annotation of a GenBank genome assembly